Leguminivora glycinivorella is the source of this 6237-nucleotide messenger RNA. Its product is annotated as zinc finger SWIM domain-containing protein 4-like. The record is from RefSeq and is a predicted model, not a curated record. Gene Ontology annotation, cellular component: Cul2-RING ubiquitin ligase complex. Gene Ontology annotation, molecular function: zinc ion binding. Lineage: Eukaryota; Metazoa; Arthropoda; Insecta; Lepidoptera; Tortricidae.
CAUUAUGCCUGCCAAAUGAAUAAUUUAUCGCAGUGUGUCGAUUCGGGGCGCGCGUCCCCGGGGGCUGUGGCGCGGGGCGAAGGGGUCCGCGCGCGGGGCCCGCGUCAGUCCGGCGCGAGCGGCCGAGCGAGCGCCAUGUCUGCGUGCGCGCCGCGCGCCUGUUGCAGGCCGCGCGCCCCGCCGACGCUCCUCGACAUCACCGCUAAAAUAGUGGCCGCGGCGAUCCCGUUCCAACGCAUAGAGGAACGCUAUGAGCGCAUCCCGGAGCCCGUGCAACGUCGUGUGGUGUAUUGGUCGUUUCCUAGGGACGAGCGGGACAUUUGCAUGUACUCGUCCCUGGCGCGAGCGCCCCCGGAUGACCACCGCAACAUCGCCUUCUGCCGCGGGCUGAAGCUGCUGGAAGCCGGUUGUGUGGAGAGUGUGCUACAAGUCGGUUUCCACUUGAGCGGCGUGGUGCGAGCCCCGGCGGCAGUCCCUCCAUGUUCGGAACCAGAACGGCUAUACAGGGUCACAGUCUCCUUCGACCGGUGCAAGAUAACCGGUGUGACAUGCAGCUGCGAGGCGCGGGACAUCUUCUGGUGCCAACAUGUGGUGGCGCUGGCGCUGUACCGCAUCAGGAACGCAGACUCCGUCCGACUGCGAGUCCCCAUAUCAGAAACCCUCCUCCAAAUGGACAGGCAGCAGCUCCAAAAGUUCGUCCAGUACCUCAUUGCCGAGCACCACACAGAGGUGCUGCCAACAGCCCAGCGGUUAGCUGACGAGGUCCUUCAGGCCCGAUCGGCAAUCAACAGGAUCUGUGGUGCGCCGGAUCCGACCGCGGGUCCACCACCAGACGCACACCAUGCUUGGCAUUUGGAUGAGCAACAGGUGUGCGAGCAAGUCAGAGCGUAUUUACUACAGGGGACUUAUUACAAUGCAAACAAGCAACUCAAUUCAUUAUUUUCUAAGGUACGAGAAAUGCUUCGAGCCCAAGACUCAAACGGCCCUCGAAUGCUAAUGCUCAUGACCGAGCAGUUCCUCUCAGACCCUCGGCUCCUCCUGUGGAGGAACCAGAACCCCAUGACAGAGAAGUGCCGGCAGCUGUGGGAGCAGCUGGGGGCACUCUGGGUCAGCAUAGUGCUGGACCCGGGGAGCAAUAAGCACCAUAGGAUACAGUGGAGGCAUCUGCUGGAGAAGUGGAGUGCGGUGGAGGUGUGUCCGACUGAGGAUCCGGAUUACAGAUCGUUUCCAUUGUAUGCGAGAGAAAGGGAAAGAAACGAGAGAGAUCGUGACAGAGACCACAGAGACAGGGACAGAGAAAGACAUCGCGACAGGGAAGAACGGGACAGGGAGAGGCUACGGGAACGCGAGGAGAGAGACAGAGAAAGACAUAGAGAAAGACAAAGGAGAGAAAUGCAUUCCCAUUCGGAGAGUUCCGAUGAAGAACCUAGACCUAAUAAUUAUGAACGCGAGUACAGGAGAGCCAGUAAGAGAUUAAGACUUCACAACCAAAGGCCGGCGCCCUCACUCACACCGCGAACAGUUUUCCACAAAGCGCUGGACGCAGUAGACAUAUCCUGGGAGAACGAGCAUCUAAAGAACAUCCUCGGAAGCGACGAGUACGCCGACUGCGAGAAAGGCAAGCCGGGGGGAUCCAACACCAAGCAACCUUACCCCAAGUUCAAUGACCUUGGACAGCCUCUGUGGCAUGAACACUUACCCGUAGUAGGAGCUCGAAUAGAAGCGCUUCGGGCACACGGGCGAGCGCCGGCGGCUCUGCGGUUGGCUGUCAGUGCUGCGAGGGCCAUGCGGCAUCGACAGGAGGUCGCUCAACAGCGGUGGCAAGAAGUCGGCGCGGGCGAGGCCUCCUCCAGCGGCGGCGCCACCCCCGCCUGCCCCGGCCCGGACUCCUGCCCCGGCACCUGCGGGGAGCGGGUCAAACUGUCCCAAGUCUGUGCCCAUAUGGACCCAGGAGCCUGUCUAACUGGUGGGCCGACCUGUGCUCUCUCGCAUUCACAUCGGUGUAUAGGAAGAGACAGCCUAUGUUGGACGGGCUGGACGCUAGAAGCGAUCUGGUGCGUGUACGAGUGCCUCGCAGACGCAUGUCUUGCGCCCGAUGAUCAGCGCGCAUCACCUCGCCUUCACACGUAUUUGGACGAGGAACCUAAUACUGGUUUACCGCCAAGAUACCAGCACGUGCCAGUAGCAGGCAGUAAGAACCCUGAAGAAACUUAUUUGGCACUGGCUUUAGAAGCAGCUCUUCUUGGGCUGGGUUUACAGCGAAUGUUGCCAAGUGGCCUGUACGCGCAAGAGCGGUAUUGCAAGCAGGAGGAGCGGUUAAUAGCCCAACUGCAACGCGUGGAAGGCGAAGCGGCGGCGGCGGUCGGCGCGCGCGUCGCGACGGCGUUGCUUGACGGCGGACCAUCUUCCUGUCUCGGCGCGCGAGUUCAUCCACGAUCGGCGCCAGCACAUACGUUCGCUCGGUUUUUGUUUUUAGCGUUGUUGCCAGCUGAACCAGAGCUUGCGUAUAGGGUUGGACUGCGUGCUAUGAGGUUACCAAUGGUGGAAGAGGCGUACGCGUUAGACAGCGCCGGCGGGACCGGCGCGGCGGGCGGCGGCGCCGGCGCGUGGCACACGUUACAGCACGCUGAGCAGCAACAAGCGGCUCUAGCUAGCGCGCUAUUAGGUGCAGCACGAGGCAAUCCAGGCCGCCUUCGUCCAGCAUUAGCAGCAGCCCAACGCCACGUCCGCUCAGCAGCGCAGCUGUUCCGUCUAGCACAGGACGCGUUGCGACAUGCCGCGCCGCCCGACGCGCCGCACCACCACAGAGACUUGCUGCACGCCGCCUUCGAGCUAGGAUUACAGGUGCUACGCAUGACGCUGUCGUCAGUUAACUGGCGGAGGCGAGAGAUGGUCCGCUGGCUAGUCACCUGUGCGACGGAGCUGGGUCUCGACGCGUUGCUCUCUAUCAUGCAGAACUGGUACGAGCUGUUCACGCCAACCGAAGCGACGGGCCCAGUCGCUGCGGCCGCCAUGUCCCACGCCACGGCGCUGCGAUUAGGACUCAGCUUUGAGCAGCAAGAGAAGCUGAGCGCAUGCGCGAGGACGCUAGCCCUGCAGUGUGCUGCUAAGGACCCACCAGGCUGUGCCCUCAGCGCCCUAUCCGUGUGCGAGGGCUCCGCAGGCGCCUUCGAGGCGGCCUGCGCGGCUGUCGGCGGCGCUGCGGCGCGAGGGGCUCUAGCGUCGAGUCAACUCUUCGCUGUAGCCAGAUAUAUGGAGCAGAGAGGCCAACCGGCGAGGGCGAUGAGGCUAGCGACGUUGGCUAUGAGGAAUCUUCACCUUCAUUAUAAUCAGGACACCCAUCCAGCUAUCGCGGACAUCCACUGGGCCGUGGCGUUAGCACAUUCGCUAGGCCGCGCGGAGCUUCAAGCCAUGUUGCCUCUACUUGUCAAAAACGUUCAAUGCGCUCCUGUAUUGUCGGACGUCCUUCGUCGCUGCUGCGUGGCGGCCGCCGGCUGCUCGCGCGCGCGCCCCCCGCCGCGGCCGCCGACGCCGCUGAGACCGCUGCUCGAGGCCGCGUUGCGCGCCUACGCCUCCACCACGCAUGCGCGGCUCGCGCACAUCUCACCCCGCCAUUAUGCUGACUUCGUCGAGUUCCUUGGUAAAGCUAGAGACACAUUCGCGCUCGCGCAUGACGGCCCCCACCAGUUUGCGGCUCUGCUCCAGGAAAUCAAACUCAAGUACAAGGGCAAGAAGAAACUAAUGUUCCUCGUCAAAGAACGCUUCGGUUGAACAUUAAUGCCAUACCUAUAUAAAACAGUUAUUUUUGUAUGAACGGCACCGAUUUUCAUUAUUGAAAAACGGUUUUAAGUAAUAUUUUCUUACACAAUACCUGAUUUUCGUAAAAAUCUAAACCUUCCACAUAAUUUCAUUAUUCUGGAUUGCAUUUUCUUAGUCUUCAAAGAAACUAGACACAGCACAAUUAAUGAUUUAACAGACAAUGUUAUCAACAAUUGCGUUAUGCCUUAACUUAACAUUGGAAACUCAAUUCAAAAUGAUUCUUAAAUUUUGUGAGGUGCAGUUUAUAAUCCAAAUGGCAUUCAAGUAAACUCGAAACAUCCAGUGUAGGUUUUAAACGCAGUUGUCAAUAACAUUUCGGAAAUUAUUGCAGUUUUAUAUGGGAUUUAAUGACUUUUAUUGCUGUAUUUCUUCAAGUAUGAUAUCGGAUCUCUAAUGAAUAACGGCCGCGACUUAUCUUACGAUUUUAUAAAAUAGUUUUUUUUGUUUGGCAGAGCGAAUAAAACGGCUUUUAAUUGAGUUUUUGCAACCAUAAUCUAUUAAAACAUCGUUUUUUUUUUACAUGUUAUAUUUUUGUUACAUUAUUAUCUGAAAGUGUUGUCGAGACGGUAUUUCAACGCUGUUGUCAUUUGUUUUUUUAAGUGCAAUCAAUCCGUUUGUUUUUUUUUUGUUAAAUUCGUGCAAUAUGGCGCCGCUCUUUACUGUUGUCUUUGUCUAUGGCCAUAGACUUUUGUACUUUUACCGGUAAGGUAAACAUCAAUACCUCAUGCAUGGUAACACUGAGUACCAAACCAGUCUAACGUAAAGUAUUAUUUUUUAUUUAACGCAUAGAUAAUAGACCUCAGAAAUGUCAUUUUAAUGUAAGUAAAUAUUGUAAUGAUCUCAAUGAUUCCAUUUUGUGUAAAUAGACUUAAUUUGUGUAAAUAUAGAUAUGUUUAGGGAUCGGAGGAAUGUACGUAUAGUUUUUUCGGUUUGUGCGAACGGUUUAUUUUUCUGGUCCACGAAUGUAAAUGAAUCAAGGAUACUCUGAACAGUAUUUCUUAUAUAUCAGUAUAUAUUAGGGUGUUUGCACAGACCUAGGAUAGUAUAGCUCGCCGUCGUAUAGCGUCCGCAAUGGAAUCAAUCAAUAAAUAUGACAUAACACCAAAGAAAUAUUAAAAUAAGUCCAAGUGUGAGAUAACCAUGCCGUUCUCUCUUUAAAUGAGCGUCCACUCUCUUCUCUCUGAAUCCCAUUUUUAGAAGGAUAUUAGACUAAUAUAAUUCCACAAACUUAAAACUAAUGCGUUUCCUUGACAACACACUAAGACCCACUUGUACCAACCACUUAACUCAGGGUUAGUGGGCUGUCAACUGUCAAAUUCCAUAUAAAAUGGUGUGUUAACACUCAGGUUAACCCUUCAUUUUCGUUGGUGCAAGUUCCCCUAAUAUUAUUAGACUAAUAUCUUUCGAGAAAUGGGCCCCUGGUGUCAUUUUUUCAACCACCUUGUUCCAUUUUCAAAACACUUGAUAUUUUUGUUCCUAGCCAGACUAAAAAUUACUUAUGGAUCUAUAUUUGAACCACUUUUUUGCCGCCUUUUUGUUUAUGCUCUCAUGUUGAUUUUUAUGUUAGUUUUUAUGCUUUUUACUACCAUUUUACGUUUGGCUAGAUGACAAUUGGUUAAUAAAGUGGAGGCCAAUAAAAAUAUUAGUUCUACUUCAUUGCCAAUUGAAAAAGGGCCUAUUUUUCGAACGAUAUUCAAAUAUUGUUGUAAAGUCUAAAGACUAAAUAUUAGUCUACAAAAGUAACUGAAAUCGUAUGGGUCGCAAUGCCAACAUACAAAUGAUAACUUUAAUAUCGUUCGAGAAAUGGGCCCACAUAUAAUACCGCAUUAUACUUUUUACUUCGGCGUCUUAGACUCUGUUUUUAUGUACUUGUAACUUUCACUCUAACGUAGCGUAGAUAAUCUAACAAGAAGUGCAUUUAUAAAGAUAGAUGUUUAAUGUUUAAAUAGACAUUCGGAUAGUGUUCAAAUAUUAGUAUGAAUUGGAAAUAGUUGUAAGGAUAAAAACGGGGAAUUUUGUACUUUUUGUGGUGUUGUGGGUUGGGGUUGCCCGUCUUAAAAACACUUAAAUUUUAUGGAAAUUGCCAACCCGAUUAUAAUGUGUCAAAUAAAAUAGAGUCACACCACACAUGACUGUCUAAUUGUUUCGUUUUAUAAUUAUUGUAUAUAAUAUUAUUGGUAAUGUUUAGUUAAAGCGCUGAGUGUUCGAAUAUUUCGAUCUGAGAUUGGCACAAGUUUUGAAACAGUAUAAUAUAGGCUUUGGUUCCUUGAAUGAACUUUUUCACAGUAAAAGAUAUUUUUACAUAUAAAAUUCAAAUAUGUAAAUCGGCCUAGACAUAUGCAGCAUACAUUACCUAUUAUACAUAUAAUAGGGAACAAAGUUACAUUCAAAAUGACAUAUAGAUAUCGCCAGAAGAAU